Molecule: messenger RNA, 2684 nt
Organism: Oncorhynchus gorbuscha (pink salmon)
Lineage: Eukaryota; Metazoa; Chordata; Actinopteri; Salmoniformes; Salmonidae
Product: stromal cell-derived factor 2-like
Exons: 3
Coding region: 612-1286 (224 amino acids)
Source: RefSeq, a predicted model, not a curated record
CUAGCUGCACUUUGCAGUAAGCUAGCUAGCUAACAAUAGCAAUAUGUUAGCUAACCAGCCAGGGGGACAAUCAGUCGAGUCACGGCUAUAUUGUUCUUAUGUUUUUGGCGCGGGAUUAUUUCACUGGUCACCAAACUCCUUUGUUAAAAUAACUUACUUCUAACCCUGCGACGAUAUUUUAUUUAAAUCCUUGAAACGUAGAAGGAUGUGUUGGUCUGCAAUCUUUUCAUGCAGCUUCUAAUAAUAGAAAUGGCUGAUGAGUUCCGGUGUUGAGGAAACUUCCGGCGUCCGGCUGUUGUGUCACAGAAGCGGGUUUUAGCUCGUGGAUCUCACCCCCUCCCUCUGGUGGACAUGGGCGGAUUGAAGUUAAAAUAACGAACUAAAAGUACUGUUUUCAGCGAUAAGAAACGACAAAGCCUCAGAAAUACUCAACUCUAACAAAACCUUCAAAAGUCCCAUCAAUUCUCAGUAAUGUCUCGAAUCUUCAAUAACUACUCCGCGCCAGCAGCAGGCGCGAAGGAAGAUUUGCUCUUUCUUUGCCACUGUACCAUUUCGAUGACGUAGAAUGAACUAAUAUCAGUCCCUGAUUUUAGUGGCAGCGGAGAGCUGUAAUGGAUAAACGCACUGGCCCCGCACACUUUUUAUUUAGCUUUUUCCUAUUGUCAUGUUUAUUUGUGCUAUCGCUCGCAACGGAACUUAGUUUUGUGACUUGCGGCUCGGUCGUGAAGCUGUUAAAUGUAAAGCACAAUGUCAGACUGCACUCUCACGACGUGCGCUACGGAUCUGGUAGCGGGCAGCAGUCAGUGACAGGGGUGACCACAGUGGAGGACAGCAACAGUUACUGGAGUGUACGAGGCACCAGUGGGGCCCUAUGUCACCGGGGGACUCCUGUUAAGUGUGGUCAGACCAUCCGCCUCACCCACCUCAACACUGGACGCAACCUGCACAGCCACUACUUUGCUUCUCCACUGUCCUCCAACCAGGAGGUGAGUGCGUUUGGUGAGGAGGGCGAGGGAGACCACCUGGAUGAGUGGAUGGUGCAGUGCGAAGGGUUGGUAUGGGAGCGUGAGGAGGCCGUCCGCUUCCAGCAUGCCUCCACUGAUACGUUGCUAUCUGUUACGGGGGAGCAGUACGGCCGGCCCAUCCACGGGCAGAGGGAGGUGCACGCUAUGACGGGCCCCAGCCAGCACAGCCUGUGGAGGGCCAUGGAGGGGGUGUUUAUGAAGCCCAGUGAAAGCCCACUAGGGAACAUGGACUACAGCCAUCCUCUACACACAGAGUUCUAAUUCUCAAUCAACCUGUUAACUGACCCAUCUAGCGCUUAGCUAACGAACUACUCGGUGUUUCUUAAUCCUGUUUCUGGGGACCCAAAAGCUGUCUGUUUUAGUUUUUUGCCUUAGCACUACACACCUGAUUUUUAAAAUCAUCAAAGCUUGAUGAUGACUUGAUAAUUUCAGUCAGCUGGGUAGUCGGGGCUCAAAACGCAACACUCUCGCAUUUGCAACCCUUUGACUUGGUAGCGCGACACCAAUUUUAAUUGAUCGUUAGGGUGCCAGUGAUUUUAUAUAUUUUUUGGUAUGGUCACGUUAGUUUUUGGUUCACAAUUAGCUUUCUUUUAUUAUUAUUAUCAAGAAUUAUUCAAACAGCAAUGGGUAUGCAGACCAGGUAUUCAGAAAGUUUAGUCCGAUGUCUUGAUUGAAUUCAGUCAUCAUGCGCAGUUUGAAUGAACAUUUCUAAAGGCUUUCACAAAAAACCUUCCCAAUUUCUGCAAAUGAAGUUUACCUGGCAGAAUGAUAUCAUGAUGAUUUGAUUCAAUCAUGGGGUAUUUGUUUUUCAAAUGGACUGCCAUCACAUUUAGCCUACACUGUACAGUACAAAAACACUGCUAGCUAAACACAAGGGUCUCUUGCUAGGUGUGCAGUUUAAUUAAAGGGCAACACCUAGACCUCAAAAGUGGUUUAAGCAUUGUUGUGGACUUGGAACAUCCCAACAUAUAAAAUAGGUGUGAUUUUUGAGUGUGAACCUGGGGGAAAAAACUUGGAGAACUCGAAAACCUGGAAAAUAAAAUCGGGAAAACAGAUUUUAUAGGCCUUACAACUGUAGUGUGACUGUUUAACAUAGCGAACAAAAACAACCUUUUUGAGAUUGAGCAAAGGUAGAUUUUAGGCUACUUGCUCAGCCCGCAAAAGAACAUUCCAAUGGUGUGCGCAUCAUCCGCUCUCUCGGACCAGUAUUCUUUUCCAUUCAGGUUAGUAGCUUUGAGUUACCACUGGCCUGGUGUGUCACUGGCAAAUUUGCCUGAAUGUCAAACCCUGCAAGGGCAUGCUAAUUUAAAAGAUGAUCAGUCAUUAUUAGCCUGGUUACUUAUGGAAUGCAGGUACAUUAUGGAACACAGGUCAGGUCCCUACCAAUUAUAAAAAUAAAUUGGUUUGACCAAAUCAUGUGCCAUCAACUGAAAAAGUUAGUCUAGAGUGCUGGUAGUGCUAGGGCAAAACAAAAAUAAAUGUUCGCCGCUUAGCGUCCAUAGGACCAGGAUUAAGAAACACAGCUCUAUAGCAUUUACUUCCUUUAUCUCUCUCUCCGCUCUCUCUCCUCCCCUCUCUCGCCCGCUCCCUCCCUCCCAGAGUUCUGAUCUACACUACUUUGGCCUCUCCAGACUCGCUUGAGGUUUUCACUACCUGCCU